UGCAACUGUUAAAUCGUAAAGAUAAAAGAAGUACCGAGCGUUGGCGACGGCAAUGACACCGCGAAGAGGCGAGCCGCACUCUUUUUCCCUCGAGCGAAUUAUUUAUCAUAGUUUCUAGAUUCGAAACAAAGCGCAAAGUGCAGGCGAAGUAAAAUCUCCGACUAUCUAAAAUCUAAUUUUAGAAUUCGUCACAGCUCAUUCGUGUCGUGUCUUGUACCUAGGAUAAAAGUGGCGUGUGCGUGGAUGUAAUGCUGAUUAGAUUACGAUUGUCUGAUUCCAUCGAGAUCGUUGAAAAUGUUCGCGACAAAGGGGUGCACCAAAUUCCACGGGUUCCUGAGAGAAGCUUAUGACGCCGGAAGGGCGGAACCAUUCGCUGCCCGCUUCAACGACUCGUCCGCGAGCGGGGACAGAGAAGGAAUGAUUAAGGUUCUCAUGGAUAUACCAUGCGUAAAAACUCUGAUAAUCGCUGAGUCGUACAGGGGUAAGGAUGACGUCAAGGCGGCGGAGGUUUAUAGUAAAAUAGGCGAAGCGAUCGCUGGGAAUGGAGUUGCGGGUGAACAGGAAAGUAGAAUUAGUGUUCUCACCGAAACGCUGUUUGCGGCCAGUGUGACUAGUAGAUUGUUUCUGAGAGCUCUGUCCGAAUGCGCCCAGCACUGUUACGACUUGAAGGCUUUCACCGGCUGCCUGAGGUACUGCGAGUGCAUGCUUGCGCUUCCUGCGGGCUUGUACGAUAAGACCGGCGAGAGCAUGAGCGAUUUCUUGGAGCGUAGGAGAGCGUGCGCGUAUUUGAGGGACGAAUGCUUUAAGAUGUUGAAGCGGUCAUCUUCCAGGGGAAGAAGAACGCGCCGGAAGUGCGAUCAGAAACAGAGCUCCUCCUCGGAGGACGCAUCGCGAAACGGGCAGGUACCGGCAAGGGCGACAGCAACGGUACCGGUCGUCGACGGUAAACGACACCCCGUUCUCCAAAGUUGCUCCGACGCUGUGGCCCUGGAGUUCGACGAAAAGAGAGGCCGACGCCUCGUAGCGACCAGAAACAUCAAAGCGGGAAGCGUGCUGAUCGUCGAGCGACCGUUCGCGUUCGCCACGAACAAGGACGCGCUCGAUACGAAUUGUUCGCAUUGUCACGUUAGCUUUAAGUCGAGCGACACCGUUAAAAUUCCGUGUCGCUUCUGUCGAGCUGUGGGCUUCUGUUCGGAGAAGUGUCGCGAAGAGGCAUGGAGCACGUACCAUCGAUUCGAAUGUUGCUUACUCGAUGGCUUUUACGAGAAUCGUUCGGAGGAAACGCAACUGCAGGUUUCCCGUUUGUUGCUGGCUUAUAGAAUGACUGUUAUAGGGUCUUUGUCUUCGAAAAGUAGAAACGCGGGGAGCGACGAUAACGUGGACAAUGAGAUUCCGUUUCUGGACGACGAUUUCCUUCGGUGUCACGACACGGAAGCGAACGAAGGACACGGGAGCGAGCCGGGGAUCAGCGAGAUUUAUCGGUCUCAGGAUUAUCGGACCGUGUUGGCUUUGACGACGCACUGCGCGACCCUGGACAGCAACGUGAACCUGAUCCGCGCCAUCGAGGCGGUCUUUUUAACGAAGUGUUUCAUUUUCGCUUUGGGUAAAAUGGAUGUUGUUUGUUUGAAGGAAGCCUUCCUCUGGUUGGCUGUAGGAAUGUUUCACCAUUUGCAAGCCAUCCAGUGCAACGCGUACGAGAUCGUGGAGAACGUGUACAAGGAAACGAGCCACGUGUGGGAACCGAGGGAGAUCGGCGGAGCAAUUUAUCCGACAGUCAGUCUCGUAAAUCAUAGCUGUUAUCCGAAUGUCGUGCGUCAUUCGUAUCCAGCUGGAACAGUCGUGGUAAGAACGUUGCGGUUCAUCGGCAAGGGUAAGGAAAUUCUCGAUUGCUACGGACCACACUUCCUUAGCGAGAAGAGACUGCAGAGACGGGAGCAUUUGGAGAGAAAGUAUCAUUUCCUGUGCGAGUGUGAGGCUUGCAUGGAAAACUGGCAGUAUCCUUUACCCGAAACGAUGAUCUAUAAAUGCAGUACGUGUUCGGAAGGUAUCGGUGUCCUUCCUUCGAGCGAAAAGAAUACUCGGUACGCGGCAGCCGUGCAAUGCCGUAGAUGCAAUGAGAGAAUCGAUUGUAAGAAGUUAGAGGUUCAAUUCCGGAAAUCGGUUGACAAGCGAUUGAACGCGAUUUCAAAGAUGUACGAAGGCUGUUACGCACAGGCGUUGCCGCAAUUGCUUGAGCACAUACACUUUAUUGAAAAGUUCUUUCUUGCACCCAAUAUCGAAACUAUCAAAACACAACAAUGUAUCAUUCAAUGUUACAAUCAGUUUGGCUGUAUCUCUCAAUAACAAUACGCUAACAAUUAUGUGUGUAUGUAUAAAUAUGUAUACACCGAUACACGAUUUGGGAUUUAUAUCACAAUGGAUUUAAAAAGAACAGAAUUUUCACGGUAUCUUUUUGUAUUAGGCACCAUCGUACCGAUGGAUCCUGCGAGCAGUGGAAAAUACUGCUACAUAGAAUAGUUACAGACUGCCCCCGCGCUCACGACUGGUGACACAUUUUUUCCCCGUUUUCAUGUCUUACGGCUACCAAGAAAAUUGACGAAUCCUAAAUAAAUUAAUCGCCGGUAUUCGCACGUGAAUACAUGAGUACAUUAAAGCGUUUCAAGUGUAGUUGUGACAUGAGCACCAUUCAUAUUGAUGGCAAUACUUUCGUAUUACUUGGUAUUAAUUGUGCUGAUGAUUGCUAUAAAUGCACGUGUUACGGUAUUGUGUGUUUUACGCUUAGAAUGUGAAAUUAAAAGAAAAUGCGUAAACCUUAAAAAUUAUUCUAAUCGGUGUAGUAGAGACACUGAUUGCAUGAAAAAUAAAAAUUAUAUAUAUAUAUACAUAUGUAUGUAUAUAUGUAUAUACACAGUGGAUCGAUACACGCGUAGUUUCACUCUCGUCAUUUACCUACUAAAACGCCAAAAUGUCUAUAUUAAACUAUAACUUCGUGGCGGUGGUUGUAUGCGUGUGUAUAGUGUACAAGUUCGGUUACCACAUAUGCGUCUCUCGAAUUUCACUAAUUAUAUGACCAGCUUGAGUUAGUGCCUGAAAUAGAAAAUAUAUAAAUGUAAAUUUCAGAUUUGAUUUAUAUAAUACAGAACGUCUCGCCGUGCACAAUUGAAUAUACCUUUAGCAUGUCUGCCGCUUCCUUGCGUCUGAUGGCAACGUGUUCACUUUCGUUUAAAAGUAGUUCGGCGUGAUCAGAUUUAUACAAAUGAGUUACAAGCUCGCUUUGUAAAUUAUCUUUAACAUAGUUGACUAGGAAAUGCAUGACAGCUUUUGGUACGCUAUCCUGUAUGGAUUUUCUUACGAUAUAAAAGUAUGAUUUUAUUAGUCUCUCUGCAAAGUUGUACGUUUACAUUAGUAUACACGAAAUCAAACUGGUAUUGCACGAGGUAAUUGAAAAUCCCCUUUCCCCACUUACCAAUAACUUCACAGUCUCGUUGUUCUCGCUCGCUGAGUUUGCGAGACGUUUGCGUUGGUACUACUGGAAGUAGAUUUAUUGGUUUCUGUUGAGGAGAUGCUUUUUGUAUUUCGAUCAUUGGAUUUGAGUCUGUAUUUGGAUUAGGAGACAUGCUGUUUUCUCGAUUUUUUACAGGUGAACCAUCGAUCGAACUGUUCGAAUCGAUUUUCCCAUGAGGCAACCAAUUAGUUAAUAACCAAGGCAUCGAUUGCUCCUUAUUCUGCUCAGAAAAAGAUGUCACAUCGUCUUGACUAUUAUUGUCUGAUUUCGAAUUCUGUUAGGAAGGUGUCACAAGUUUUAGUUACACGACAUAUUCGUCAAACUAGUACAAGGAUACAAACAUUUGAAAUGUUAUGUAUGUUCUUCAAUGAAAUUUUAAAUAAUCAACUUUAUACGGAUGAUUGUAAAGGUAUAUCGACAGAAAAGUUAGUCACUGAAAAACUAUUUUAAGAGUAAAUUGUUUAUGCU
Molecule: messenger RNA, 3973 nt
Organism: Nomia melanderi (Alkali bee)
Lineage: Eukaryota; Metazoa; Arthropoda; Insecta; Hymenoptera; Halictidae
Product: protein-lysine N-methyltransferase SMYD4
Cellular component (GO): cytoplasm; nucleus
Molecular function (GO): histone deacetylase binding
Source: RefSeq, a predicted model, not a curated record